CAUUUUAGUCGGAUGUUUCCUUACACAGUACAAUCAUUUUAAAAAAAUUGUUCAGCAGGAUAGAAAUUGUUUUCCAUAUUCAAUAGAUAUAUAAAAAUUAUUUCGGUUAAAAGACAGAAACUUGCGGGAUUAUGAUGCCCUCCAAGUCCAGCAAAAAGGGUGCAAGCGACGGCAACCUGCUCCGCUCCACGGACAGCGACUUUGCCCUACAACUGAGGUCCGCACCGAAGCUCGUUUGUAUUCCACAGCAGCACCAGCAGCAUCGUCAGCGGCUGUUCAACUCGGAGAUCAGCAUACCUCUGCGUCCCAUGGAGUACGAGAUUUCCGACAAGUCUUGGUCGGUUCUGUACAUUGGGGCGGUCAAGAAUAAGAAUAAGAACUUGAAGUAGAGCUGAAUGCCCGCCGAUUGACGCUUUCGCCACCCAUCCCUUUGUGUCCGCUCUCAUCCUGAAGAAUUUUAAAUAAAAUAGAUUAA
This is a messenger RNA of Drosophila obscura, 475 nucleotides long. RefSeq lists its product as uncharacterized. The record is from RefSeq and is a predicted model, not a curated record. Bases 132 to 389 code for a protein of 85 amino acids. The transcript is spliced from 2 exons. Lineage: Eukaryota; Metazoa; Arthropoda; Insecta; Diptera; Drosophilidae.